Molecule: messenger RNA, 2436 nt
Organism: Neurospora tetrasperma FGSC 2508
Lineage: Eukaryota; Fungi; Ascomycota; Sordariomycetes; Sordariales; Sordariaceae
Exons: 2
Coding region: 1-2286 (761 amino acids)
Source: RefSeq, a predicted model, not a curated record
AUGCGUGGGCACUUCUGGGCCGUCCCGGCCGUACUGACCGCCGUCAUUGACUCGGCCGUUUCUAAGCCAGUCAUCACCACAACGGCCAGUCCAAGUGUCCCUACCAGUGAGCCGUGUGCCAUUGUGAGCAGCUCAUGGGCUUCCCAGAAAGCUGCCAACCCAUCAGCAGCUCUUGCAUACGAGUGUCUUAACUCAAUCCCUCUAGGGAAAGAUGCCGCCAUCGAGCUUGUGGAUGCGAUCAGGCCCUACAUCGACUGGCAAAGUGACUCGGCCUACAAGGCCAAGCCGCCCAAGGAGUACCCCUACCCGGCUUACGACGUCUUUGGCGCUCUUGACAACGUCAAGGCCAAGCUGCAGGCGGACAAGUACGCCAACGAGUACCAGUUUCAACAGGAGCUGUACACCACCGUCUUCGGUCCCGGCCAUGAUGGCCACUUUGUCUUCUACCCGGACGCCCUGACCAGGGUCUUCGAGUGGCGCCGCCAGCGCUCCCUGGUGUCCAUCAGCGAGGACGGCAAGUCCCUGCCCGUUAUCAAGGUGUACGAGGACGUCCUCGCCAACCCCAAGAACGCUUCCGUGGUCAAGCUGAUCAAUGGCAUCGACGCCGCCACCUAUCUGGCCAAGACCAUUGACGUCGCCGGUAUCAGCCAGGACCCCGACGCCAACUACAAUACCAUGUUCUACCAGAAAGCCACCUUUGCCAGCAGCAAGUCUACCGGCUUUUUCGCCAACGGCGGCCGUAUCCGGUACAUCUACCAGGGCGCCAACACCACCCUGACCUUCGCCAAUGGCACCAGUGUGACUCUCGAGAACCAGGCCGCCGUCAAGGCCGACAUGACGAACGUCACCUCGGGCGCGGCCUAUUACGCCAAGUUCUGCAACCCCCACGGCGCGACCCUCAACAGCUCCGCCGAGUCCCCCGAGGACGCUCCCGCAGAGAACGUCCUCGGCUACCCCAAGCCAGUCAUCAUCACCUCUGACGCCGUCGUAUCCGGCUACUUCCUCGAGGGCGCCGGAUACGAAGACGUAGCCGUCAUCGCCCUGUUCGCCUUCUCCUCCGCCUCCAUCGCCGAGUUCCAAGCCGUCGUGCAGGAUUUCAUCGCCGAAGCCGUCGCAGCCGGCAAAACAAAACUGAUUGUCGACUUCCAGAACAACGGCGGCGGCUACAUCCUCCUCGGUUACGACUUCUUCCGCCAGUUAUUCCCCUCCAUCGUCCAGGACGGGUUUUCGCGGUGGAAGGAAACCGACUCGUACAACGCCAUGGCCCAGAUCGUCAGCGACCGCGUCUCCGGGGUAAACCCGUACACCACCCCCGACUACGAGCUGGUAGAGGACUACGAGUCCUGGUUCAACUACCGCUACGACCUCAACCUGACCAACCAACCCUUCCGCUCCUUUGGCGCCAAGUUCGCCCCCCACGUCUACCAGGGAACCAAGUACACCAACCUGAUGCGCUGGAACCUCAACGACAACCUAACCACCACCAACGAGACCUACGGGAUGGGCAUCGAAAUCACCGGCUACGGCUCUCUCAACCCUAGCGUUGUCCAACAGCCCUUCGACGCAGACAACAUCGUCAUCCUCUACGACGGCGCGUGCGCCUCCACGUGCACCCUGGCCUCGGAAUUCUUGAGGAUCCAAGGCGGCGUCCAAUCCAUCGCCAUGGGCGGCCGUCCCAACCACAACCCCAUCCAAGGCGUCGGCGGCGUCAAAGGUGCCCAAGUCCUGCAGUACCGCAACAUUUACUCAUCCGUCCAGAAAUACCUCCCCUUCGCCAAGACCGAGUCCCAGAAGAAGGCUCUCUCCAAGUUCAGUAUGCUCCCCAUCAACCGCAGCGCCGCAGCCGCCGUCAACGUGCGCGACCAGAUCCUGCGCGAUAACGUCAAUGACGGCACCCCUGCCCAGUUUGUGGUGGAGGAGGCCGACUGCCGCUUGUUCUGGACGCUGGACAUGGUCAAGGAUGUGAGCGCCGUGUGGAAGCGGGCGGCGGAUGUGGCCUUUAACAAGGGCAAGUGUAAUGUGGGUGCGAUCAAGAAGUCGGGUAAGGGUAAGGGUAAGGGACCUAAGCCUGGUCAUGUCGGUACUGCUGCUGCUGCUGCUGCUGGUAGACCCGGUGCGGGUAAAGGCAAUGGGGAUGGGGGUAAGAGACUGUCGGAGAUUGUGAGAGAGGAGGAGGAGGAGAAGAAGGCCAAAUUUGGUAUUUCGAGAUUUGGUGGAGACGGAGGCAAGACGCAGCAGCAGAUUGAGGAUUGGGAGGCGGUUUAUCGGUUGGAGGUCAUUCCUUGAACGGAAUAACAUGUUUUGGAUGAAAGUGUGGGAAAGGAAAGGGUGGUGGUAUUGUACUGAAGGAAGAUGGGAGUACUUGUUUUGUAUAAAGCGAAUUGCGUACAUAACCGAAUGAUACCCAAAGAUGUAAACGAAUAGCGUGUUUGAUGC